AUGACAGAUGAGAAACUUGACGUGAGAUAUGUUCUAGGACUUACAUCAUACAUGAAUAAGAAAACAAAAUCAUUUUCACAUAUACAAUAUCCUGAUAAUGAAUUAGCUUAUCGUAGUACACCAGAAUAUUUGCGUAAAUUGUUACGUACUGCUGCUUUGGCUGCCACUGCAUCUUCAAACGGCGCUACAAACGGCGAUAUAAACGGAUCAAAUAUUAUCCGACCAAAAAGUGCAAAUGAUUUAUCAUCAAAAUCAAAUUCAUCAUUAAACAAAACGUUUAUUGGAAAUCCAAAGUAUAAAUCACCCGAAGAGUAUUAUGAUGAAGUUAUAGCACUGAAGAAACAAGUCUCAUCUAUGAAAGACGAAAAUAAUAGUAUGCGUGCAAAAGUUCGACGUCUCGAAGAAGAAAAUACGAGAAGAAUUAAAGAAAUCGAAGGACUAUGUGAUACCAGCAAAGAUGGUGAUUUUAGAAGAAUAGCAUCCAUAACUGAUCGUAGUAAUAAUACAGCUAAUGUUGUAGUAAGUUUAAAACAGAAAUUGUUCAAGUUAGAACAACAAAUGAAAGAGAAAGAGGCAGCGAUUACGGAAAUACACAAUGAUCCAAACUACACAAAAUCUGUCGAAACAGAAAUUCAAAAUAAAGCACUUAAAAAUGAAAUUGAACGACAAAAAGUUGAAAAAAUGAAGAUUCUAGAGAAUAAUUAUCAUAGUACGUUGCAAGAAGAAAUGAAAAAUGCUAUACAAAAACUCGACAAAGAAAACAAAGAAUUACAAAAAGAAAAUAAGAUGUUACGCAAAAAACUUGAUGAAGUCGAUCAAAAUCAAAACGUAUCAUCGAGAGAACCAAAACACAAGAAUACUGAUGACGAUGUUGAUAAACAAACACAAAAUGAAAAAGAAAGAGACAUAAAAAAAUUAAAUGAAACAAUUGAGAAAAUAAAACGAGACAGAGAUCAUUAUCGAGAACAAUUGAAUGAAACAGAAAAUGAAUUAUCGAAAUUAAAGCGAGAAUAUGAAAGAAAUGAACAUAAUUUUAAAUCCAAAUUAGCUAUAGGCGAUAGUGGAGAACUGAGUGGUGGACGAUCGUCCCCAUCUCGAAUGACGCCACCUACUAAACAAAGUACAUCGAAUUUGAAACGAGAUGAUCUGUCUCACCGUCCAUCAUCACCAUCAUUAAAACGAUCAAAGUCACCGUCAGUAAGAAAGAAAAGUGAUUCGGAUGAUGACUUUAUCAAGAAAACUGCUAGACCAAACAAUAUGACGAAAUCAAACGAAUCACUUAGCGGACGUCAUACACCAACGCGAAAAUCAAAUUCCCCAAAACAUGAUGAAGUGGAACGUGUGUCAAGUCCAUUAGGUCAAAAAAAAUCAAAUCAAUCGGUGGAAAAUGCAAGACGUGGUUCUAAAACACCAUCAUGGAACAAAGAGGAUGAAAAACUUAGUAUUACAACUCCAGACGAUAAGAUACGGAAUGACAAAUUAGAUAAGGCAAAAGAUAAAUCCGAUAAUCAUUUUCCCCGAACAAGUCAGCAGAGUAUGAAAACAUCAAAAUUGAAAGAAAAUGAAACAGAAAUCAAACCUGGUACAUCCAACAGUGGUUUUGAUAAUGCACUCAAAACUGUUCAGUCAGCAUUACGAGGUCAUUUACAUCGAUCAGAAUUGACGAAAGGCCAAAAUAAUCGUCCCAGAACUCCUACAGUUGAAAAAGAACCGAAAAUAGUUAACGAUGAUGACGAUGAUGAUGUCGUUGUUGCAUCGGAUCGUCCACAAACUUCCGCCAAACGCCGUGACUCACGUUCUCAAUCACCGAUAAGUACGGGCGGGCAGGUAGAUCGUAAUCGAUCUCCUGUUUCAACAUCGAAGCAAAACUUGUAUAACGAUCGUAAUCACACACCAAUAUCAACUUCCAAACGAAAAAGUGUUCAUGAAGAGCGCAGCCGUUUUAAUCAAGGUAGUCGUCCAGAAGUAACCGGCAAUCGUGACUCAUCACUCCGAACGCGUCAACCAUCUCCACCACCAUCUCAGCGUCCACCUUCGAGACAAAGUUCUCCUCCAGUUUCCAGAACAAAUUCACCAGGUCCUCCUUCCUCAUUACUGCCGCGAGCAUCCCGGAAAAGUCCAACACCAUCCAAACAUUCCUUUAAUGACGAUGACGAUGUCAUGUGA
Didymodactylos carnosus is the source of this 2166-nucleotide messenger RNA. The record is from the annotation of a GenBank genome assembly. Lineage: Eukaryota; Metazoa; Rotifera; Eurotatoria; Philodinida; Philodinidae.